Messenger RNA from Nymphalis io (European peacock), 6797 nucleotides. RefSeq names its product integrin alpha-PS2 (gene if). Gene Ontology annotation, molecular function: integrin binding. Gene Ontology annotation, biological process: cell adhesion mediated by integrin; cell-matrix adhesion; integrin-mediated signaling pathway. The record is from RefSeq and is a predicted model, not a curated record. The transcript is spliced from 26 exons. Lineage: Eukaryota; Metazoa; Arthropoda; Insecta; Lepidoptera; Nymphalidae. Gene Ontology annotation, cellular component: external side of plasma membrane; integrin complex. The coding region runs from base 191 to 4732 and encodes 1513 amino acids.
GCGUCAGUGUUGUGCCGACCGUCGUAUGUGGUGCACGCAUCGUCGGUCACAAUAUAUUUACGAUCACGAACUCGUAGUCGAAACGAAUCAUGAGGACGAAUUAUAUAAUUUAUUUAAAUAAUUAAGUAAAGUGUGCUAUAUAUUUUUCUUGUGUAGUGCUGUGACUCACGUGUUUUAUAUAUUUUUUAAAAUGGCUUUAUUUUUGUGCGUUUUUCUAUGCGCUUGGGCGGGCGCCCUAGGGUUCAAUGUGGACAUCCCUUCGAGGGUAGUUUAUACAGGAAAUUAUCAAUCUAUGUUUGGAUUUACCGUCCAGUCACAUGUUGACGGAGAUAGAAAAAUGAUUUUGGUAGGAGCACCAGAAGAUGAGCCCUACCACAUAAACGGCGUUCGUCGACCGGGCGCGGUGUACCGCUGUCAGCCCGGACAUCGCGGCUAUCCGCCGGAAGACGGCACCAACCCGCUACAGUUGUGUUCACUCAUGGAAUUUGACAAGAAUCGAAAUAACAACGUGGACAGCGCGCACAGACAAAUCGAUCAGAAAUCGAACCAGUGGUUCGGUGCUACGCUUACUAGUACCGGCAGAAAUGGACCUAUUGUUGCCUGCGCCCCUCGCUAUGUGUCCUACGUGACAGCUAAAGUUAACCAACGUGACCCGGUUGGCUCCUGCUUCGUAGCCAAGUCCUCAGAUGCGGUGGACGUCAAUGAAUUUUCGCCAUGUCGAAACUGGUUCCGAUCGCAGGACGAAGCGAGCCACGGGCAGCGUAAGACGGGCGUGUGUCAAGCCGGUUUUUCCGCGGCAGUCUCAAAGGACGGACAAAGGCUUUUCAUGGGUGCACCUGGCAGCUUUUAUUGGCAAGGGCGAACGUUAUCCAUAGACACUAGUGCGAGAUUCAACUACUAUAUGCCGAAGGAAGGUCAGCUGAAAGUACAAACGUUAAACUCAAGACCAGUUUUGAUUUCGACACCAGAAGCAAGUCCUAAAUACGAUGAUUCUUACAUGGGAUAUUCAGUGACUGUUGGAGACUUUGCUGGUCAGGGUAUUCAGGGAGUCGCUGUUGGGGUACCGAGAGGAUCAGAUUUGAGAGGAUUGGUUGUUCUAUAUACUUGGGAGCUCCAAAAUAUCAAAAAUAUCAGCGGUUCACAAAUCGGCGCAUACUUCGGCUACAGUCUUGCGAGUGGUGACAUCGAUGGUGAUGGUGCUGAUGAUAUUAUUGUCGGUGCCCCAAUGUUCACUAAGCCUAAAAGCGAUGGUUAUGAACAUGGAAGAAUAUAUGUAAUUUAUCAGGGCAAAAAUAGGGCGUUCGCUAAAAAUCACGCAAGAACGGGUGAAGUGUCUAAAGGAAGAUUCGGUUUAGCCGUCACGUCACUUGGAGAUAUCAAUUAUGACGGAUUUGGAGACGUGGCCGUCGGUGCCCCUUACGGUGGAGAAAAUGGUAGAGGUGUGGUGUUCAUCUACCAUGGUAGUGAGUUGGGUAUUGGCGAGAAGUACUCCCAGGCGAUCACAGCUGAAGAGAUCAGUCCCUCUUUGACUACUUUUGGUUUCUCCCUGUCUGGUGGCGUGGACCUUGAUAACAACAACUACACCGAUUUGGCCGUGGGCGCUUACAAAUCGGACAGCGUUGUGUUUCUAAAAUCUCGCCCUGUAGUUAAGGUAAUGGCGGAUGUCAAGUUCAUGGGUGAAAGCAAAUUAAUUUCCCUCGACGAUAAGAGAUGCCGCCUCUCGAAUGGCACGCAGGUCGCUUGCGCGCAGCUCAUGUUCUGUCUGACAUACGAUGGUGUCAACGUUGAUCAACAAAUAAACUUCGAGGUGACCAUCGACCUGGACUCGAGGCAGAAGACGAGCAAGCGCCUGUUUUUGAUGGAGAGCAGACAGACGAUAUAUACGACUCACAUGUUGCUGACACAAGGGCAGCAGGAGUGCAAGGAAAUUAUGGUGUACCUGGAUGACGAGAUCCGCGACAAGCUGACUCCGAUGGAGGUGAAGCUGACGUACGAGCUGUCGGCGGGCGCGGGCGCGGGCGGCGCGGUGCCGCCCGUGCUCGACCGCACGCGCAGCAUCGAGCGCACCGACUCGCUCAACAUACAGAAGAACUGCGGGCCCGACAACGUCUGCGUGCCCGACCUCAAGAUGUUCGUCACCACACCGACCGUAAACUACGUUCUCGGAUCCGGCGAGAAUUUACACAUCGAUGUAAAAGUUGAAAAUUCUGGAGAGGACGCUUUCGAAGCUGGCUACUAUCUCCAAAUACCGGCCGGGGUCACGUACGCCAAGAUGGAAAGGUUGGACAAGGAGCGCGCCGAAUCUACGCCCAUCUACUGCUCGAUAAAGAACAAAGGCACCGAUGGAAACAGUACUCUGAAAUGUGAUUUAGGAAACCCAAUGGCGAGCGGUCAAAGUGUAAACUUCCGCGUGAUUGUGGAGGUGGACGCGCGCGUGACGAGCUUGGACUUCAACAUGGAGGUGAACUCCACCAACCCCGAGCAGGGCACGCAGUACGACAACACGAGACAUCUCGGCAUAGGAGUAGUCGUCAAGGCGGUGCUGACCGUCAUCGGGGCAUCAGAUCCACCAGAACUGCACUACAACGCGUCUUUGUACGACGCGCAGAACCUAAAGGAUGACACGAAGUUGGGUCCGCAAGUGAUCCACAAGUACAACAUAAAGAACGAGGGACCCUUCACAGUGGACGAGGCGGAGAUUUACAUCAUGUGGCCCUAUCAGACCCUUACUGGGGAUAAUCUGAUGUACAUGUUGGUGCAGCCGCAAUGGCUCGGCGAAAUGGAGUGCGACGUGGCGCGACAGGUCAACCCCGAUAACCUCUUCGUACAGAAUCCAUACGCCUACCUCCUCACUAAGGAGAGGGAAGCAAUGAAAAGCAGCGAUCUCUAUACAGCAUCCCAGAUCGGCGGUAGUGGGGGAUAUUAUGGACAACAUUAUUGGGAAGAAAAAUAUACAAGCAAUGGUCAAGUAAACGCUAAUUCUGGAACAAACAAGUUUAGUGGUGGGCAAUAUGGAGCUUCUAAUGGCGUCUAUGGUAGCAAUCAAGCAAGUGGUAGUCAGUUCAGCACGAGCCAACAGACCGGCGGUUCAGUUGCCGGUGGUCAGUUUGGUACAACUUAUGUAAGUAAUGGCCAAGUCUCCGGUGGACAGUACGGUGCAAGCCAGGCCAGCGGUGAUCAAAUAUCAGGGGGGCAAUAUGGGACUCAUACCGGUAGCGGACAUUACAGCGGUGGGCAAGUUUCCGGCGGUCAGUAUGGAAGUGGUCAAGCUGAUGGAGGAAGCCAAGGAUCUGGUGGCACAUAUACUUAUAAUCGUACUUGGUCCAGCGGAUCUUCUGGUGAGGGACUAACUGCUGAAGAACAAGAAACUAUUAGAAGAAAUCUUGCCACAAUGGCCAAACCAAACUACCAAGACUCUAGCCGAGCCUUCAGCCAAAGCCAAGGAAGUCAAACUACCCACUCUCAGGGAGGACAAAGUGGUUAUGUGCAAAGUGGUCAAACUCAGGGUAGUUACGAACAAGGUCAAACUUCUCACGGACAAGCCCAAGCGGGUUAUGGACAAGGUGGUUACUAUCAAGGUCAGGGCCACGCUCAAGGCGGACAAGCUUAUGGAGGCUUUGAAGGUGCUGGUCAGGAUGGACGUAUAGUUCGUGUUAAGAAUAGGACAGUUCUCUAUGACUCGAACCAUAACAUCAUAUCCCAGACUGAGACGAGCACAGAGUACGGAUCACUUGGACACGAAGGCGAGGCUGGCAGUUCCUUUAAUGCCUAUCUCAAUAACCAAGGUGGUGCUCAACAGAGCUAUGGAUCUCAAGGCUUUGUCCACGGUUCCUGGGGUACAACAGAAACCGUCAACCCUGACAUAAUGAAAGCUGGCUCCAGUACUUUUAGAGGAGGCUCAGGUGUCACCGUCGUAGGAGAUGAAGAGGAAGACAAGUUAGAGGGCUUUGGAGCUUACGCAGCUCAAAAUUCUAAUAAUGAAUUUAAAUAUGGAAUCGCUGAUGUGAGUGGAAGUCAAGGUUCAGGCUCCGCGCAAAGUGUUGGAAGUCGCAGUGGAUAUCACGGAGGAAACUAUCAAAGUGGGGGGUAUCAGGGUGGAGUACAACAAGGAGGAGGUUAUCAUGCAGGAAUGACAGGAGCGGCGUAUGGUGGUGCUAGUGGAAGUUCCUACUCAUAUUCUUCAAGAUCAGGUGCUCACAACUCUUACUCUUCAGGAGGAAGCUUCAGCUCAUCUACAGAUCAACGACGUGAAAGCACUAGACGGCGGCGUCAAGACGAUGUGGAUCCGCAAUUGAAGGAAAUGCUGGAGAAGUGCGAGGAGAAGUACAAGUGUUCUGUGGUCCGCUGUCGCACCGGCCGUCUGCUGCGCGGACAGGAGGUGUUCCUAGCUCUACGCUCUAGAAUCAACGCCUCCGUGCUUAACGAGAUGUCGGCGUCGCGCGCCGUGCGGCUGUCGUCGCUGGGCGCGGCGCGCGUGUCCCGCCUGCCGCUGGGCGGGCCGCGCGCGCAGGCGUGGGUGUUGGCGGAGGCGCACACGCUGGUCACGCCGCAGCUCGAGGCGCUGGCGAGCGGCGCCAUCCCGCUGUGGGUCAUCAUCCUGGCGGCCGUGGCCGGCGCGCUGCUGCUGCUGCUGCUCGUCUUCGCGCUCUACAAGUGCGGAUUCUUCAAACGUAACCGGCCUUCGGACCAUACCGAGCGACAACCUUUGAACGGUCGCGACGAGCAUCUUUGAUAUCCGACCACCGAUCUCGGCCUCGCUAGCGACACGGGCGCCACCUCCGACGGUGACUCGACCUCCGACGUCGACCCCACCUCUGACGUCGACGCCACCUCUGACGUCAACCCUACGUCUGACGUGGACGCCUCAGAUUCCAGUUCGACCGACGCCGCAAGUGACGUCACUAGCCAGGAUUCUACUAGCAUGGACAGAUAUUGACGCCGUGAAACAUCAUAAACUAAAGAUCUUUUUCGAAAUGAUCUUAUCGUAAAUGAAUUAAUAGAUAAUGGAUCUAACCAUUCAAACAUCCGGCGUCAACAAUCGGCGAAUAAUAUUUGUUAAUAAAUUUAUAUUUUUUAAAUCUGUGGCGACAAUUGACAGUUAAAAUGGUGGCUUUUCAUAAAAUUACGUUUUAUAUUAUUAAUUAUCUCUUGAACAAAGCUGAAAUUGUAAUUAAAAAAAAUAAUAAUACACAUAUACGUAUAUUAUAAUGCAUGUCAAAGUUGCAAUAUUAUGAAUUUAUCCUUUUUUUAAAAAGUUAAUUUCAUCGUCAAAUGUAUAUAACAGACAAAGGACAAAAUAAUAAUGCCUCAUGAGAUUUAUAUUCGAUUUUAUUUUUGUAAAAAUUACCUUAAAUAUUUUUGCCCAAAAAUGUUUUAAGGUAAAAUAUUACAAUAUACAUAUAUAUAAUAUAACGUAUUACUAGUCACGAUAAUGAAACAUGAAUCACGUCGGUAUUUACGCCAUAUUAGAUAUUAUUAGAAUAAAAAAAUGAAAAAUAUAAAAAUUAGUACACGAGUGUGAUACACGUGACAAAAAUGUAUGAGUGUUUUUGUAAAAUGUGAUUUAUAAUAAUAUUAUUUAAGUUUAUUUUAAAAUGAGACGAUGUGUUUGUAGCUGAACAUAAAUAUUAAUAUUUUCGUACUAACGAAUCUUCCUUCUCAUAAAAAAAUAAUAUUUUAGAAGGCAUUGAAUCGUACGCUUUGAUUAGCAAUAAUUAUAUUUAAAAAAUGUAAAUAUUCGAAUGUAAUAAAUAAAUAUUUAAAUUUCAAUAUAAUAUUAGAUAUAAAGUGCCUUAUUUAAAACCAUAUCGCAAUAACAUAUCUAUUAUUAAUAUUUAAAAAAAAAACAUCACAUUUAGAUACAUACAUAAGUAGGCUUUUGUAGCUAUUAAGCUGAGCGCACAAUAAACUAUUAGCAGCACAAUUAUUGCGAUAUAUAUUUUUAUAAAAAUACUGGUAAAGAAAGGAAUAUCAGUAUGUUAUUUACAAAUACAACUUAUUUAAAAAAAACAAAUGGACGUGAAAUUUGUGUCAAAAUCAUUUUAUUUUGGCACGUUACAUGUAAUAACGUUGCACUGAAAUCCGACCAUAUAGUUACUCUCAUCGUGCGCAAGGAAGUUCAAUUCACAAUUUUUAAAGGCGGGCGAACAAAGUUUUUAUUUUUAUUUAAUUAUAGCAAGAUAAAGAUAAAACUUAGUAUUGUAAAAAUUGUGCCUUUAAAGUAAUUUACACAUGUGCUUUACGAAUGCGUGCCUUCUGAAAACUGCCAGUUUCUAAUUAACUAUAUUAAUGUAAAUAUAUUAGAAUAAUAUUUCGAAUUUUCAGCAUUUUUUCACAGAAUAUAAAACUUUGUCUUUAUUUUCUUUUUAAAUUGAGAAAGUUAAUUAGUUUUGUAUUGAAACGCGUACUUAAUAAUGUUAAGGAAGGAAAUUUAAUUAUAAUUUUGGGCACUCUACUGUGAAUAUCAAUCAGUAUGACAAAACUUUAUAAACGGAAAAAGUCUCUGCAAUUAUUAAAAAUGUUACCCGUGUAGAAAAUUCUGUGAGAAAAUGGUAGUAAAAAAAUAUAAUUAACUAGCGGUAGCGACGCCAUUGUUAAUUUUUAUUAUUAAUUAUUAUUUAUUUCUUAUAAUUCGUAUUAAUUAAUAAGAAUUCCGCUUCUACUUAUAAGUUAAUGAGGAACUAAAACUGUGGAUGUCAUAAUAUUAUUGUAUGUAUCAUACAUUUUGGUUGUUUUCUGGGUAAUUUGCAUUUACCAAAAAAAAAUUAAAUGUAAUAAACUUUUUUGUUUUUAAUUAA